CAUCGAACUCGCUGAGCAUCGUCAUUCUCUCGUCUUCCAUCACCACCAUGGACUCCUGGGGUGAAGUCGAUGACGCCCUUCGGGAUGUCACAAACGAUCCCGAUGAGCUCGCUGCCGACAGCCACGACGACAACGAGCGGGCGUCUGACAAAGAGUACAAGCCACCUCGGAACCCUCGUGAGGCGGGCUGGUCUGAGCCUGUUCCCUUUCGCUAUGAGAAUUUCACCAAUAAAGACUCCACUGACUGGGCUAGCACGGCGGCUCGGUAUGAGUGGAAAGAUGAAUACGGUGACAUUGGCCCUCGUAAUGAGGACCUGGAGACACAACUGUUCGGCGAGGAUUACAAGUGUCGCGUAGGUGUACGCUUCGAAGAGCUAAAGAAGUCUGGCAAGGAAGAGCCCUACUCCGUCAGCAUCGAGAGCAAGUUCAAGCUCCAGCCCAUUGCAACGUUCGACGAUGGUGGGAUUCACCCAACUCUGCGGGCAAACCUCGUACUCUGCACGUACACAUGGCCAACGGCCAUUCAGUGCUACACUAUUCCGGCCCUCUACGAAGGGCGCGAUGUCAUUGGCAUCGCCCAAACCGGUUCGGGAAAAACUGGUGCCUUCCUCAUUCCCAUCGUCUCCAAGCUCAUGGGAAAAGCCAAGAAGUUGGCCGCUCCUCGCCCCAACAUUGCAGAAGGCUGGAAUCCGAAACAAAAUGCAGUGACUGCGGAGCCCUUGGUCCUGAUCGUUUGCCCUACUCGAGAGCUGGCAACCCAAAUUUUCGAUGAUGCACGAAGGAUGUGCUAUCGAUCCAUGCUGCGCCCCUGUGUUGUUUAUGGUGGUGCUCCUGCUGCCCUCCAGCGAGAGGAGCUGCAGAAGGGGUGUGACAUCCUCAUCGGUACCCCCGGGCGUAUCCUGGAUUUCAUGAGUCAGCCCAGGGUGCUAUCUUUGCGCCGUGUGCGAUACACAGUCAUCGACGAAGCUGAUGAGCUCCUCCAAGCCGACUGGGAGGCGGAUUUCAAGAAGCUCAUGGCCGGCGGUGACCUGAACGAAGAUUCUGAUCACCGAUAUCUCAUGUUCUCGGCCUCUUUCAAUAAAGAGUGCCGGAAGCUAGCUUCCAAUUAUUUGAGCAAGGAUCAUGUUCGAAUUCGAAUCUCUCGCCCAGGAAGUGUCGUCCGGCACAUUAACCAAAGGAUCGUCUGGAUUGACCAAUACCGAAAAAAAGGGGCUCUAUACGACCUCCUUAUGACCUUGCAGCCCACUCGAACCUUGGUUUUCGUGAACAGUAAACGAGACGUUGACAUUGUCGAUGACUACUUGUUCAAUCAGGGGCUUCCCACCACUUCGAUGCACGGCGAUCGCCUUCAACAGGAGCGAGAGGAUGCUAUGCGUUCAUUCCGCUCCGGCCAAUGCCCGAUCAUGAUCACCACGGGCGUGUCUGCUCGGGGACUGGACAUUGUGAAUGUCAUGCAUGUGAUCAACUACGACCUUCCCAGUGCCUCUCAGGGUGGUAUUACAGAGUACAUGCAUCGCAUCGGUCGGACUGCUCGCAUCGGCAACGAGGGACUGGCGACCUCUUUCUACAAUGAUGAUCGUGAUAGCGGGUUGGCAGCUGACCUUGUUAAGCUGCUGAUGGAGAGCAAUCAAGCCGUUCCCGACUUUCUCGAAUCGUUCCGGCCCUCUGAAGCAACAUUGAGCUUUGACGAUGAUAGCACGGAUGGCGAAGACGAAGAUGUUAAGAAAGAUGAGACCCGUGGCUGGGCCCCAGACAGUGGCAACGAUGUGUCUGCGUAUGAUGAACUUGCUAAAAAGGAGCUCGCCCUAAGACAGUCUGGAUACAUCACGGACAAAAACGAUGUCGGAUGGUAAGCGUCAAGCCCCACGGAAAAGGUUUCCGCACAAAGGCAAUGACCCGGUGAUCCUUUUUUGCUUCUGUCUGUGUUUAUCGAGUCCAAGGUCCUUAAUCAUUGGCGAACUGAUGACAUUUCUUAACGGCAACUUCUUUGCGACCCGGAACUCCUGCAAUAGCCCGUGGAACAAAGUGAUGGAGAUUUGAUCGCGUUCUACCCGUCUACAGGCUCAAACGCUCUGCUAGAUGUUAUUGAAUGUGCUUUUCUUAUUUCACUGAGCAUGUUCGGAGGUGUGUCUAGAGGAAGCUGUUGGAUGUUUGCUGUCAAAU
Penicillium brasilianum is the source of this 2163-nucleotide messenger RNA. The record is from the annotation of a GenBank genome assembly. NCBI's taxonomy places the organism in Eukaryota, Fungi, Ascomycota, Eurotiomycetes, Eurotiales, Aspergillaceae.